AUGAAACAUUUUCCGACCGAUGAAGAUUUACCUGGUCAGGAUUUGGAAAUGAAUGCUCCGUCCGCUGAUGACUGCAGAAAGAACAUUCCGGUGAAUAAAAAUGAGGAGGCUGAAGUGUCGGCCGCCUUGUCCCAAAUAGAGCAGAAGGCUAGAGAAGCUGUGGAUGUUUUAAUAAAAGUUAGUGAAAAGAAUGGGAAGAAAGUGUUGUUUCCCGAAGUUGAUCAGUUGCUUCACGUUCAGUUUGUUUAUAAGAAACCGGGCACUACACUCGCCGGACGUCGUGUCAAACGUUUCAUUCUACCGCAUUCAUUGUACGAAAAAGGUAAUACAACUGUUUGCUUGAUUAUGCGAGAUUUGGACCAAUCCGUAAAGGGGAAAUUUGAUCCUGACGUUGACAAGCAAGCAAGGCUAUGGAGCGAAAAAUUGGAGCUCGAAUUCGGAAUUAGCAAGGAGCACGUGCAAAAGAUUUUGACAAAACGGCAGUUGGAGAGGGAAUAUCAUUCUUAUUACGAUAGGCGUCAGCUGGCAUCUGCAUAUGAUAUCUUUCUGGUGGACGCCGUAAUCGAAGAAAGUGUUAUACGUUUUUGUGGCAAAGAGUUUCACAAGGCAAAAAAAAUUCCUCUAAGAUUACCAAUGCAUCAACAUGGAUCACUGAUAAAGGAGAUUGAAAAAGCUUAUUACACCGUCACAUUCCCACUUUUUCCAUUCCGUACGCGAACGAGUCUUCGCAUUGGAAAUCUCAAUAAUCCCAUCAAUUGUAUCGUAGAAAAUGUGCGUGCAGCAGUUGAAAAUGUAUUUCAGUAUUGCCCUGGUGGUUUAUGCAACAUUCGUUCAGUAAGUCUACAAAUGGUGACAGGCGGACCAUCAUUACCUCUCUACGUGGAUGCCGGUCCUAGAAAUGCGAUCAACUUACCAAAGCCCAUGAAAAUGAAGGAUCUCAGAGCUAAAAGAGACAAAAAAGCAAUUGCUGAUGAGUUGUCAACAUUGCCAGAAGGCUUAGAAGUUUUAGUGUACAGGGACGGUGAAGUGAAAGUGCUGGAUUCGGAUACUAAGAAGCCUGUGCUCUAUCCGACGGUUAACGAUGAAUGGGAGGAAGGAGAUGACCUGAAACCGUUAAAUCCUGUGAAGCUAAGAAAAGCGAUAGAAAAACAUUCCAAAUUGAGAGAAAAAAGGAAACAAAAGCAGGAAGCUAAGAAACGACUACUGUUACCUGUAAAAGAUGGUAUUUCGAAAAUCAAAAAUUUGGUGAAGAAAAAGAAUAAUAAGCGGGAUAAAAUUAAUGGAUUUGGAGGGAUAAAACGGGAGCGAAAGAGUCAGACGAGGACCAACAAAAAAUCUAAAUUGCAUCGAAGUGUUAAAGUGGAAAAGAAAAAAAGCAGAAGUGGGCCUGAAGUCGGAUGA
Molecule: messenger RNA, 1401 nt
Organism: Cercopithifilaria johnstoni
Lineage: Eukaryota; Metazoa; Nematoda; Chromadorea; Rhabditida; Onchocercidae
Source: the annotation of a GenBank genome assembly